Petromyzon marinus (sea lamprey) is the source of this 2813-nucleotide messenger RNA. RefSeq lists its product as uncharacterized. The record is from RefSeq and is a predicted model, not a curated record. Gene Ontology annotation, biological process: regulation of transcription by RNA polymerase II. Gene Ontology annotation, cellular component: nucleus. Lineage: Eukaryota; Metazoa; Chordata; Hyperoartia; Petromyzontiformes; Petromyzontidae. Gene Ontology annotation, molecular function: DNA-binding transcription factor activity, RNA polymerase II-specific.
CCACCCCCCCCCCACCACCACUACCGCCCCCCCACUACCCUGGGAAGGUCCUCGGGCUGAGCCGACGCUGCUCGGCGUGGGGGCAGAGCGAGGCGCCUGCUGCUGCUCAUUCCUCCUCCUGGGACUGCCUCUACUUACAAACGAGUUGUGUUCCAGGUGGUCUGUCUGGUCAUGUAGAUGCCACUGGUUCUUCACGUUCUGCAUCACGGUCAGCGACGAGGGCAUGUCCGAGGCUCCGUCGUCCGAGGAGGGGCAGUCGCCCGUCGGGCGAGACGCUGGAGGGGACCCCGGCCGUGAGACGCCGCCCCUUGGAGGAGACGCGCAGCGCGAGGAUGUUCAUGCCGCCGCCGAUGAGAUGGCAGCCUCUUUGCCGGUGCAGCCACGCGACGGGAAAGCUGAUCAGGAAAAGCCGAGGAAUGAGACGUGGCCACGGGUGAAAGUGAAGAGUGAAGACACCGAGGAUAGUCAGGAAGAAUCCGACAUUCGUUUGAAAGGAGAAGACUCUGAGUCCGAAGGAGAGGACCUUAGCGGUGAGGAUCUUCAAUCCGAUGAGCGAGACCUUCAUUCCGACGAGGGGGAUGCUGACGACCGCGAUGACGAGGAAGCCUUCGAGGCCAGCGGUUCCAAAGGGAGGCUUCGGAGAGGGUCACGGAGCUCACGUAGAGACGGGGCGCUUUCGUCGGACGUGGCCGAGAUUGAGGUGGUCCUGGAGGACAGCCGGAGUCGGAAGUGUUCGACGAUCGACCAGAAGGCCCGCGAUGAGAAGAAGUCCCACCGGUGCUCCCUGUGCGGCAAGGGAUUCUCCUGCCCGUCGCGCCUCAAGAGCCACGCGAUGACGCACACCGGGGAGCGGCCCCUGGAGUGCUCCGUGUGCGGGAAGGGUUUCCGAAAGUCGUCGGCCCUCAAGAGCCACGCGAUGAUCCACACGGGGGAGAAGCCGUACCGGUGCUCGCUUUGCGAAAAGGGAUUCAUCCAGUCGUUCGCCCUCAAGAGGCACAUGAUGAAGCACACGGACGAGAAGCCGUACAUGUGCUCGGUGUGCGGGAAGACCUUCACGGACUCGUCGACGCUCAAGGGCCACCUCCUGAUCCACACGGGCGAGAGGCCGCACGAGUGCCCGACGUGCGGCAAGACCUUCGCGCACCUCUCCAACCUCAGGAGCCACGUCAAGAUCCACACGGGCGAGAAGCCGCACCGGUGCCCCGCGUGCGGCAAGGGCUUCAUCGAGUCGAAGUCUCUCAAGAAUCACAUGAUGAGCCACACGGGAGAGAAGCCGCACAAGUGCUCCGUGUGCGGGAAGGACUUCAAGCAGGUAUCCACGCUCAACGUCCACAUGAAGACGCACACGGGCGAGAAGCCGCACAAGUGCGACCUGUGCGCGAAGACCUUCACGCAUUUUUCGACCCUCAAGAGCCACCUGAUGACCCACUCGGACAGGAAGUCGCACAGGUGCGCCCUGUGCGAGAAGGAGUUCGUACACCUGUCGGCGCUGAAGAUCCACAUGAUGACCCACACGGGCGAGAAGCCGCACCAGUGCCCGAUCUGCGAGAAGGGCUUCGUGAGCCCGUCGGCCCGCGACAAGCACACGAAGACGCACAACGUGCAGAAGCCGUACAAGUGCUUCGUGUGCGGGAGGAACUUUGCGGACCUUUCGAACCUCAACUUUCACAUCAAGUGUCUUAAUCACUACGAGUCUUGAAGCCGAGCGUGGGCCGUUUAACGUUCAGAGGCGUCGCUUUAAACUCUUUGGCUUGACAGCCACUGGAGUCUUGGCUGUUGCUGACAUUGGGAAGCUGCAGAAGCACGUUUUUGGUUGAAUUAAUCCAUAAUCAGGUUUAAUCGUGUUCCCAUGCACAUUCUUACCACCUAUUCAUCCCACUCCGGUGUUUAUUUAUCAAGUAUACCUUUGCGUCAUCUGGGAAACCUGCUUGCAUCAAUGGAAUCCCAUCAUAGAGGUUUUGGGGUUGGAGCGCGUUAAUGUAAAAGUGUCGUUAAGCCCGCCGCCACCCGACACAAACAAAUUAAGUGAAGGGGUUUGUCACGUAAACGGAACGUGGUGCCAGUUAGUCACUAGUUCAGCACUCACCGGUUGCUGUGUGUUGGAGAGUAAACCCACCGCAUCGUUUACAAUUCGAGUAGCCGUGAUGUUUCUCCAGUAGUUACAACAACAACCGGCAUCGUCUGGCGACAGCCACAGAGUUGCAGAGAAAAUCCUCCCCCUGCUUCGGUCUUAAAUAGAGGGAUGCAUGUGAUGUCAUCACUUGUUAGCCAAUCAGGUGCAAAGGCUAGAGGUGGGGUGGGUGGGGGGAGAAGGGGUUAACCCCUUACCUAAUUGGCUGUGUCAGGUGGUGGCAGGUUUAACGACACAUUUACGCGAUCUAAACCCAAAAACCUCCGUCAUGGAUAACGUUGAUCGCAAAAGCCUCCUGCCGCUACGUGUUAAAUGGAAUCCCAGUUCCACUUUGAAGAGGCCGAAUUCCACCGCGCAGGUCUGGUCCCUCACUUGACAGCGGUAGAUGCUUUCCAAAAAAAAAAUUCCAACACGGUGCGCGAAAGCGAAAUCGCGGUGAUGUGGAGCGGGCGGGCACACGGUAGCCCAACCAACAACGCACCGCGGAAUGGCCAAGACUCAGGAACUUUUAGAUCAGCAGGGAAGGAGGAACCGUCAAGUGCAUUGUGGUUGAAUUGUUGCGUACGCUUGCGCGUGUGUGUGUGUGAGGAGCGGUAGUGUAGCGGUAGUGUAGCGGUUCAUAGCGCUACGCUGCGCUAUGAACCUGGCGACCCGGGUUCGAUUCCCGCUCACGACCAACACC